GGUUACAAUUUUCAUUUGCAGUUAUCAGUUAAUGUGUCAGUAAGGAGGAGUUAUGAAUGAAUUUUGAGGAUUUCGAAUUUAUUGAUCGGUAAUGACUGAAUCAGUGAAUACACGAUUAACUAUUCACAGUUAUUGAUUUUCAAAAUUAAUAACAUUGUAUUUGCGAAAUCUUUUUAAUUAGUUUAGUAAAUAUUAAUACAUUUAUAUUAGUCAUAUUGUGAAAAAUACUAUGCUACACAACACUGAACUUUCGAAAAUUAUGUAUACGCCUAUAUAUAUAUAUAUAAAGCACGAGUAAAAUACGUAGAAAAUCGAUAAAUUACUAUUUUAUAUGUAAAUGGUGCAUGAUAUCUGUUUGAGGAAAAUAUGUACUUUAUUGCACUAAAAUGGUUUUAAAUAACCGUCCACUUUACAACCGAAUUUCAAAUUGUUCUGACAAUAACUGCACAGUUGAUGUAAACGUGUACAGGUCAGUGUUACCAUGGCAGCAAGGAAAAAGGAAAUCAGCUACAGUGAGAUUAAAUGCAAUGAAAUCAGUGAUAGUCGCUAACGGACGAGGAAAUCUAGUUGCAGGACAGUACAAGAAACAAAACAAUAAACUCUAAGCCCUUUAAGACAGAUAAGCCAUCAAAAGAAUACUUCAAAUAAUUUCUAAUUCUAUGAUGAUUCUUUAUUGUUAACCCUGUCCAUGAGACGAUCCAUCUCCAAAUACUGACAAGUAUAGAGCGGCACGACUAUAACACUUCAUUUCAAUUGAUAAUUAAUAACUUACCAAGCACAUAAUUUAUUAAAUUAAAACAAUU
Molecule: messenger RNA, 803 nt
Organism: Trichobilharzia regenti
Lineage: Eukaryota; Metazoa; Platyhelminthes; Trematoda; Strigeidida; Schistosomatidae
Source: the annotation of a GenBank genome assembly